Serendipita indica DSM 11827 is the source of this 753-nucleotide messenger RNA. NCBI's taxonomy places the organism in Eukaryota, Fungi, Basidiomycota, Agaricomycetes, Sebacinales, Serendipitaceae. The record is from the annotation of a GenBank genome assembly.
AUGCUCGUUCUCCGCACUCUCCCACUCUUUGUAUUCCUUGGACUCAGCUCCAGCGCGUCUGCUCUCGUCGCCAGCAGCUUUGAACGCCGCGACGGCGCUGUCGUCGGCGCUGCUCACGGUGUCCAUCGUCGCCACGCUCACGCUCCUGUUCUCCCUCGUGCAGCAGCACCUCUUGCUCAACCAGACGCUGCUCCAGCUCCCGUUUCACCUGCUCCUGGCCAUGUCCUGACCCGCAAGUCCAUCGCGGAACGACGUGCUCUCCGUCAAAAAAGAUGUGCCGCCCGUGGAACGCCUUCGUCUAGUGCAAGUCCGAACGUUCCUACAGACGUUCCGGUCAAUGUCGGAAACAACCCGAUUCCCCCACCGCCCGCGCCGACCUCGACGCAGCAAGCACAACCUCAACCUCAACCUCCCUCGAAUUCCGGUGGCGAUACGUUCACAGGCCAACUCACCUUUUACGACAUUGGUCUCGGAGCUUGUGGUUGGACAAACAAUAACGGCGAGAUGGUCGCCGCUGUCAGCCAUCUCUUGUACGACGGUUUUGACGGAUACUGGGGUACCAAUCCAAACAACAACCCAAUCUGUGGCAAAAAGGCCGUCAUUCAUUUUGAAGGUAAAGAAAUCACGGUCACGAUUGUUGACCGCUGCGAGGGAUGCGCGUUGCACGACGUCGACCUUUCUCCGACUGCGUUCAACCUCGUCGCCGAUCCCAACCGUGGCCGUCUUGACGGAGCCACUUGGCACUUUGCCUAA